CGGCUCUUGCCUCAGUAGGCUCGCGACCGCCGCUAGAGAUGGACGGGUCCGCGCGCGCGUUCGUUUUCGCACUCGCGGCGUUCGCGCUCGUGGUCGCGCGCGCCCACAUGACGCCUCCUUCCCAUGACAACAUACUACGGAUACAGCUAUGGGACGCUGAAGGGCUCAGCCGGGAAGCGGUUACUGUGGAAAAUCCUACGACCGUUAAACGUCAAAAAUUAAAAGUUAACUUGGACACUUUGUACGACGCGAUGAUGGGAGAUGAGUAUCACGGCACUGAAAGGUUUGCGAGGCACAAAGUGAGACAUAAGAGACGGAGACCCAGGCAAAGCGGGACUGAUCUGCCAUGGAGGUUCCACUCGGGCUCUGGACUAACGAACGUGGAGGUGUUUAAUUAUGAUGUGCCCUGGGACGUGAUAGAGGAUAAAUAUUCUGGAAGCGUGAUUGCAAGUGCUGUGAGUGAUUCGAGUGCCCCAGUGAAUGUGGAGAGGGAUGUGUCACCGCCGAUGACGUUGCGCCAAGACGAGGAGGACGAGGAAGUCAAGAAACAAUUGCCGGUGGUACCAAAAUGCUGUGCGAGCGGCCAAAAUCUCUCAAUAUCUUUUGAUGAAGAUGGAAAGUUGAAAUCCGUUUGUUCUCGAUCCACGCUCACCUUUCAACCGAUUUUCCAUAAAGCAAACGAAACACACAUUUGGAGCUAUGAUAGCAACGUAUUUGAGACGAUCGUUGGAAACCCCUGUACUUACGAUAGAUAUAAACUAGAACCUGAAAAAUUCAGCAAAGAUGAAUUUUAUCUUCUGUUCAAUGGUUCUCUAUUCGUGCCAUUCAGUCAACCACCUCUUCUCGGUAACAGAGAUUUUUGUAUGGAAACAUUCUGGAACGAAUCUUACCCAGCAGGAAUUACUCUUCCUUUAGUGUGUUUUACUACACCUAUAGAAGAAGCGCACACUUCUGCUACUCUUAUUGCAUAUGCUGUGGGUCUAAUAAUAUCAGUACCAUUUCUAAUAGUAACGGCAUGCGUUUAUAUAUUCAUAACUGAAUUGAGGGAUACCCACGGGAAAGCAUUAGCUUGCCACUCUAUUUGUCUUGCGAUAGCAUUUAGUUGCUUAGCUGCUACACAGCUAGCUGGUCACGCAUUUCCAGCGACGGCUUGUAAUAUAAUGGCGUAUCUGAUCCAGUUUUCGUUUGUAUCUUGCUUCUUUUGGCUGAAUGUUAUGUGUUUUGACACUUACUUAAAUGUACGGCGCUACAUACAUGCAUCAGUAACCAGAAGAAGUAUGAGGCGUAGGUUUGCUUGGUACUGUGCGUACGCUAUAUUAUUCCCUGUAAUUUUACUGAUUGUAACGAUUACAAUGGACUUAUCGCCAGCCGUACCGAGCACCUAUUUGAAACCUAAUUUUGGUGUAAAAGGCUGCUGGUUUAAGACGGAUCAAGCGGCGUUGCCCUAUUUCUACGGACCUGUGGCGGUCAUUCUCUUUAGCAAUCUCAUCAUAUUUUUGUUUACAUCACGAGCUUUUGCUAAACAUUAUGACAAACUCAAGGAUGUCACGCCGUUAGAUGUAGCGCAUUCAGACUUCAGCACAACAGAUGACUGGGUGAGACUUGGAACUGUAUUGGGCCAACCUGUGGCAGUACAAGAGAGAUCAACUCCACCACCACGCGAGACACAGGUCAACUUCAAUCAAAGACUAAAGAAAUAUAAGAAAAUAUUCCGCACGUGCUGUCUUCUAUCGGUGAUCAUGGGCCUAUCCUGGGUGUUGGAAGUGGUGUCCUGGGCAGCGGGAGCAGGCACUGCAGCUGUGUCUGUAUGGUCUAUCUUCGAUCUAAUUAACGCAUUGCAGGGAGUCGUCAUAUUCGUCAUCUUCGUCCUGCAACAACCCGUCCGUUCUUUUGUUAAGUUCUCAAAAUUAUGUGAAACCUGUAGAAGAAAAAAAGACGGUUCAGAGGUAUCAGUAGUAAGUGACAGAAAUAGUAUCGACUGCGGGUCGGGCCGGAGGGAUUACGUUUAGUGUGUGAUUACAAUGAACUAUGGAAAUGGACCAUUUGUAUGGAAUAAAUCAAUGUGAGCGACACCGAGACUGAUACCAGUAGCAGUAUUAUCCAUUGGUUGGAUUUUAGGGUACGUCAUCAAAUGCAGUUUUGGUGUAUGGAAAUUUUGGGACCCAUUUCUUUCAUUUUAUUUAAUAAUGCGAUUGUAUGUGUUACUUCAUGAUUUUCGGGUACCAUUUGUGUGUAUUUGUGAUUGUGUAUUAUAUGCGUUCAUUUUAACUAUCAUUCGUGUUCCUUGCGGUCAUUAAAGUAUGUAUUUUAAUGCAAAAUCAUCAAACAGUUAUAAUUUACUAUGACUAUUCGCUAUUCGCUUACAAUUCACAAUCUGCAUUUGAUUUUAAGUCGAAAUAAAGUCUUAAAUACUAGAAAAACACAUAAUAAUUCAACUAAAUCAAAAUGUUAUUCCUGUGAUACGCCUUAAAUUGUUUAUUUGCAUAUUCACCGUAUUCUCACGAUUACUUAUACUGUUUUCGCAAAGUUCCUCAAGAAAUGGCCCAGAAGGAGUAAAGUUUGUGAUAAAGCGCAUUGUUCCUCUGAAUAGUAAUAUGUUUAUGAAACAAUGCGUGCCAGUUAAAUGGACCAAGAGAAUAAUUUGUAUUUGUUUCCAGACCAGGUAAGAAAAUAACAAUGAAAAUGGAAAUUCCGUUUUAUAAUAAUUUUUCCUCUUAUUUAAUCCUUUUGAAAAAAUCGCUUUUCUCUUUUAAAUUCGUUUUAUAAUAUAACAAGUUAAGUACAAUGCAUUCUUUGUUUGAUAUUCGAUAGCCUCUCUCUUAGUGUUUCGUACUCAAUUUAAAGGCUUUUUCAUAUGCUACAUAUAUAUACCAUAUACCGUUUUGAUUACCUGAGGCUAUUUCUGCUGGCUUUCGUGAGGCCUUCUUAAUAAUUAAACUGUCAUAGAAUAUAUUCGUGAAAUAUUAAAGUUAUUUUCUUAGAUGAUAAUAGUUUACUUAUAUAUCUUAUACAUUAUUGUACGUCUUCACUAUAACACUAAUAAUGUACUUUUGUUCCUAUAUCUGUUACUAAUUCAACAUAUUAUGCACAAUUAAAUAAAUUGCUUCGUGAAAUAAGUAGCUGAAUGUGUUUCGUUGAAGUUACCGAUCGUUGCGUUAGGCCAUAUCUACACUUGGGCGUAACUUCACUAUAUAUAGUAAUACAAUAAUAUUAUGGAAAUUUAUCUAAGUACCGACAUUUCGAUAGGUGAAGAUAUGAAUAAAUUACAAUAUUAAUUCGACUGUUCAUUAAUUAAUUAAUUCACAAGCAAAAUAGUUAAUAUUUUCAUCAAAAUCCUGACUAUUAAAACAUAUGUAGAUCGAAUAAGUUACGCCUUAGUGGUCAGUGGACCUCAAAGCUUGUUGUAACUAAUUGUUAAUAAUAGUUGUAAGGAAAUAAAUAUUUUUAUAAAAUAGGAACCCGUGACCAAGAUGUUAAUGGUUCUAGUGUUUAAGAGCAAAUGGAGUCCCUUUUGUUUAGAUAUAGGACUUUAUAAGACAACUUUAGUGCCAUAAAUGUAGGUUAUACUAGAAAAUGUAUGGUGCGAUUAAUUUCCUUUGUGAGAGCUAGUCAUAAUAUGUAAUUAACGAACGCCGUAAGAUAUAUAUAGACGUAAAAGUUUUUAAUUUAUUUUUAUUAUUAAAUUAUAAUAUAAUUAGUAUUUAUCUAGGUUUAAAUAAACUGAAUUUGUGUUAUGUUUAAUAAUAAUAGCUAGUUUAAUUUUUUUGUUAGCUUUGAUAACGAAUGUGGUUUUGGUAACUGAUUUUAGUUGAUUUUUGCUUAUCCAUAUUUAAUAUACGUAAUAUAUUCAGAUUAUUAUUUUGUAUAUUUAUGCAUUAAUAAAUCUAUUGUACGUAUUAAUAUAACAUAUUAUUUUAUAUUGUAUUAUUCUUCUAUAUUAAGUAUUA
Molecule: messenger RNA, 3947 nt
Organism: Vanessa atalanta (red admiral)
Lineage: Eukaryota; Metazoa; Arthropoda; Insecta; Lepidoptera; Nymphalidae
Product: G-protein coupled receptor Mth2-like
Exons: 10
Coding region: 39-2009 (656 amino acids)
Biological process (GO): cell surface receptor signaling pathway; G protein-coupled receptor signaling pathway
Cellular component (GO): membrane
Molecular function (GO): G protein-coupled receptor activity
Source: RefSeq, a predicted model, not a curated record